ACACAAACACGUCUCUGACGCUCGUGUCCUGGAGCUCAUGCUUGCCUAGUUUUUUUUAAUUAAUAUUAUUUUACACUCUAAGGAAAACCUAUAGGUCUAAACCAGUUGGUGUUUUACUGCCUUUUGUAAAGAGAUAUUUGACUAAAGCCCCGUUUGAACCCAAUUUGAUGUAUUUUUGCUCCUGCUCGAGGCAACAGUGUCUGAAGUUUAGCUUUUUUAUGUGUUGACCUUGUUCUUCAAGAGCGCCUGCGAGCAACUUAUGCAUUUUCAUGAGUGGCUGCUGUCACUUGGCUCCAGCGCGGGACACAAAGGGUCCGAGGACUUGUGGAGUCUUCUGCGAUCUCUGCCUCCUCCUCUGUCCUCCCUGCUCCUGUCCACCUCCUCGCUCCUGGGUUUAGGAGUGGUUGCCUCGCUCACCGCGUACUGGUUCAUGAGCCGCCCUCGACGCAUGCUUCCUCCCUGUGACCUCCAAGCCCAGUCUGUGGCUGUGAACGGAGAUCCCAGCUGCAGACGAUCGGCUCUUCUGAAAGAUGACACGCUGCUCGACUUUUACUUCGAUGACACCAGGACGGUUUACGACAUGUUCCAGAGAGGCCUCAGGAUCUCAGGAAACAGCCCGUGCCUUGGCUUCAGGAAACCCGGUCAGCCUUACCAGUGGAUCUCCUACACUGAGGUGGCUGAGCGGGCACAGGCUCUGGGCUCUGGUUUGCUGGCUAAAGGCUGUCAGCCCAACCCAGAUCAGUUUGUUGCCAUAUUUGCACAGAACAGACCAGAGUGGAUCAUCACAGAAUUGGCCUGCUACACUUACUCCAUGGCACUGGUGCCUCUGUAUGAAACACUGGGGAUGGAGGCCAUGGUCCACAUACUCGACCUGGCGGAAAUCUCUCUGGUGGUCUGUGACCGUGAGGAGAAGUGUGUGUGUCUGCUGGAGAACAAGGAGAAAGGCGUGACUCCGUCGCUCUCCUGCCUGGUUCUCUUCAACAGCUUCAGCGAAGCCUUCGCGGAGCGGGCGAAGGCCUGCGGGGUGGAGGUUCUGCAGCUGGAGCAGCUCAUGGACCUAGGAAGGCAGAACCUCAAAGAUCCUGUGCCGCCCCAGCCCCAGGAUCUGGCCGUGGUCUGCUUCACCAGUGGAACCACAGGGAAGCCCAAGGGAGCCAUGAUCACCCACGGCAACAUCGCCUCCAACACUUCCUCUGUCAUUAAGAUCCUGGAGGGUUCGUUUGUGAUCAAGCAAGAUGACGUGUCGAUCUCGUACCUGCCGCUUGCCCACAUGUUUGAGAGGAUGAUUCAGGUUUCUUUGUUCUGCCAUGGGGCCAGAAUAGGAUUCUACCAAGGCGACAUUUCUCUCCUCAUGGACGACAUUAAAACUCUCAAACCCACCUUCUUCCCAGUUGUGCCCAGAUUACUCAACCGCAUAUAUGACAAGAUCCUGGGCUCGGUGACGUCUCCGCUGCGUCGGGCUUUGCUUCACUUCGCUGUGAGGAGAAAGCAGGCGGAGCUCAGGAGCGGCGUGGUACGCAACAACAGCGUGUGGGACAAACUGGUGUUUAAGAAGAUUCAGGCCAUUAUGGGAGGAAAUCUGCGCUUUGUCCUGACCGCCUCAGCACCCAUCUCCCCUACAGUGCUGUCCUUCCUCAGAGCCACUCUAGGCUGCCUGAUAUUUGAGGGUUACGGUCAGACGGAAUGCACCGCAGGCUGCACCUUCUCUCUGCCGGGAGACUUUACCGCAGGUCAUGUUGGUUCUCCUUUACCUUGUGCCAUGGUGAAGCUGGUGGACAUCCCUGACAUGAACUACUACGCAAAGAAUGGAGAAGGAGAGAUCUGCAUCCGUGGUCCCAGUGUGUUCAGAGGUUACCUGAAGGACCCAGAACGAACAGCAGAGGCUUUGGACAGCGACGGUUGGCUGCACAGCGGAGAUGUGGGCCAGUGGCUUCCAAAUGGGAAGCUACGCAUCAUCGACAGGAAGAAGCACAUCUUCAAGCUGUCGCAGGGAGAAUACAUCGCGCCGGAGAAGAUAGAAAACGUCUACAUGCGCUCGUUUCCCGUGCUGCAGGUGUUUGUGCAUGGAGACAGUUUACAGUCUUAUCUCUUAGGCAUAGUCGUGCCAGACGUCGAGGUGUUUGUUGGCUGGGCUAAAGAGCGGGGAUUUGUGGGGUCCCAUGAGGAGCUUUGCCAAAAUCCUGAUGUAAAGAAAGCAGUAUUAGAGGACAUGACGGUUGUGGGCAAAGAAGCGGGGCUGAAGUCCUUUGAGCAAGUGAAGGACCUUCACUUGCAUCCCGAAAUGUUCAGUGUCGCCAACGGCCUUCUCACGCCCACGCUGAAGAGCAGACGCACGGACAUCCGCAAAUUCUUUCAGGAGCAGAUAACGAGCAUGUACAGCAAGACGGCCAUUUAAGAGACUCAGUAAUUCACACUCAGCAGCCGAGGAUUAGUGAAGUCAACUAAAACAAAAAAAAGGGAAGAAAAUUUAAAAAUAAAAUAAAACUGAAGGUGAACUUUUGGUCAGAAAAAUGUAAAUCUUAGACGUCCAGCAAUGGGUUGUAACUCAGUCUUGUACAUGUGUAAUGUGUUAACUAUUAAGUAACGGAAUGAGACCAGCAAUUAUUCAGUUUCACUCCAGACUCGAACAUGAUUUCACCUCGUCACUAAUCUAGAAAUGUGAUUUUACUGUUGUUUAGAGGAACCACGUAAGUUAUGAGGAAAAAAAACUGCACAGUCGGCAUUGAUUUUAUUCACAAGCAUGUUUUGUUUUGUUUUUUUUAUAUAGGGACACUGUUCUCAUGGGGCUGUAAAUGUUGCACUAAUUGUAGGCUUGUAUUUUAAGGUGGUUUGGUUUUCCUUGAUCAAAGCUUGAUGUUAAUGCAUUCUAACUACUUCUGUUGAGCAUGUACAUUUUGACCUGAUGUUUAACUAAUGAAUUUCCAGCAGCCGUGACUUUGAAAAAAUGUUCCAAUAUUGACAUGAAAAACAGAAAAUAUCUGAUUCCAUAUCUGAAUGGAAAACUGAACAGAAAUAAUAAAAAAAGAGUAACUGAUUAAA
Molecule: messenger RNA, 3039 nt
Organism: Solea solea (common sole)
Lineage: Eukaryota; Metazoa; Chordata; Actinopteri; Pleuronectiformes; Soleidae
Gene: acsl2
Product: acyl-CoA synthetase long chain family member 2
Exons: 20
Coding region: 260-2395 (711 amino acids)
Biological process (GO): long-chain fatty acid metabolic process; very long-chain fatty acid metabolic process; long-chain fatty-acyl-CoA biosynthetic process
Cellular component (GO): endoplasmic reticulum; membrane
Molecular function (GO): arachidonate-CoA ligase activity
Source: RefSeq, a predicted model, not a curated record